Molecule: messenger RNA, 1717 nt
Organism: Cornus florida
Lineage: Eukaryota; Viridiplantae; Streptophyta; Magnoliopsida; Cornales; Cornaceae
Product: heat stress transcription factor B-4
Exons: 2
Coding region: 365-1435 (356 amino acids)
Biological process (GO): regulation of transcription by RNA polymerase II
Cellular component (GO): nucleus
Molecular function (GO): RNA polymerase II cis-regulatory region sequence-specific DNA binding; DNA-binding transcription factor activity
Source: RefSeq, a predicted model, not a curated record
AGAGAGAGAAUUAAGAGAGAGAGAAAGUGGUCACGGGUUUGUCUUGAAAGGCCCUUAUUUCACAGUCCUAGACAGACAGACACAUAUUCUCUCUCACUACAUAACCGAGGGAGGAUGAACUUUUACAAUACAUUAAUUAUCAAAAAAAAAAAAAAUUACCACUAUUACAUUUACAUAUACAUAUAUAUAUAUAUAUAACCCCAUCACAUACUAACCCUCCCUUCCCUUCCCAAAACCCCAUCCCCUCUCCCUCUCUCUCUACUGAUCUCUCUCUCACUCUAGAACUAAGCAAGUAAAACAAGAAGUAGAAAGUGGUGGUUCAAAAUUUUAUUUUACACAUAAUUGUGUGUGUUUGUGAGAGACAAUGGCUCUGAUGCUAGACAACUGUGAAGGCAUUUUACUGUCUCUAGACUCUCACAAGUCAGUCCCGGCUCCUUUCCUCACCAAAACAUACCAACUCGUCGACGACCCGGCCACUGACCACGUCGUCUCCUGGGGCGAAGACGACACCACCUUCGUCGUCUGGCGUCCUCCCGAGUUCGCUCGCGACCUCCUCCCCAACUACUUCAAGCACAACAACUUCUCCAGCUUCGUCCGCCAGCUCAACACCUACGGUUUUAGAAAGAUUGUACCGGAUAGAUGGGAGUUCGCUAACGAAUUCUUCAAGAAAGGAGAGAAGCAUCUGCUGUGUGAGAUCCACCGGAGGAAGACAUCUCAGCCACAAGUGGCCCUCAACCACCACCACCUCAACCACCAUUCUCCGAUUGGCGGUGGCGGCCAGGGUUUCUUCCCCUACUCGGGCCGAGUCAGCGUCUCCCCGCCCGACUCCGACGAGAACGGCAAUUGGUGCGACUCGCCGCCACUCUCGUCUCCGACUGGCGGGGUUUCGAUUUCGAUGAUGAAUGGCGGUGGUGGUGGGAACUACAGCAGCUCGGUGACGGCGCUGUCGGAGGACAACGAGAGGUUGAGGAGGAGCAACAACAUGCUAAUGUCUGAGCUAGCUCACAUGAGGAAGCUAUACAAUGACAUUAUCUACUUCGUUCAGAACCAUGUGAAGCCAGUGGCGCCAAGUAACUCAUACCCAUCAUCACUUGUCAUAUGUAAUAAUAACAACUCCACACCAUCUUCUGCAACUACUCAUCAUCAAAUGGUGCAAAAGCCUCUGAAUCAGUUCAUUGGAUUCCAUCACCACCAACAAGCUCCUAAACUAGUACAAUCUCAACAAAUGGGUUCAUUCAACUCAUCUUCUAGCCCUUUGAAGAUAAUUGAAGAACCCAACAACCGAACAAAGUUGUUUGGUGUCCCUCUACAAUCCAAGAAGAGAUUGCACCCGGAGUAUGCUUCCUCCGCGACGAACAUGGAGAUGAACAAAGCUCGAUUAGUCCUCGAAAAGGACGAUUUAGGGUUGAAUCUCAUGCCUCCUUCCUCAUGUUAGCUCUCUCUCUUUCUUUCCCCAUUCAACAAAUCUAAGUUUUAAUAUUUACCAAUUUCUUUUCUUUUGAAAAUUUUCAAGUUAUGUUUGGUUGUUAUUUUGGGUCUGAGAGAGCCUGAUAUUGUUAGUGGAAAUGAUGUGUGUGUGAGUGCGUGUUUGUGGGUCUGUGUAAAUAUAACUUCAGUGACGGUGGUAUUAUGUUAAAUUGUUCCCCCAAACCCAUGAAUGCAGGUGGGCUUUUUGGUUAGAGUGAAGAAGAUCAAAGCAAUAGUUUCAAUUUGUUAA